Messenger RNA from Leucoraja erinaceus (little skate), 3558 nucleotides. RefSeq names its product sodium- and chloride-dependent creatine transporter 1-like. Lineage: Eukaryota; Metazoa; Chordata; Chondrichthyes; Rajiformes; Rajidae. Gene Ontology annotation, biological process: sodium ion transmembrane transport. The record is from RefSeq and is a predicted model, not a curated record. Gene Ontology annotation, cellular component: membrane.
AUGUGCGGCGGUGGGCGGGCCGGGCCGGCCGGGCGGCCACAGAUAAGCCGUUCGCCGCCGGGAGCGGGCGUCUGAUGGGGAGGCGGCCUUCACUCGACACUCGCGCUCGGCUCUGCUGCCGCCGCUGCCGCUGCCGCUGCCCCGCUCCCGGCGCCCCGCGUCCAUGAGAUUCUUCCGCCUAACCUUCAAGUGUUUCGUCGACUGUUUCUGAAGCCGCCGAGACCGCGCCGCCAUCGCACCAUGCGCUCCGCGUCCCCUCCGCCCCCGGGCAGUCCCUCAGGAUCGAGGACAAGUUGCUUCCAGCCCAGUUCCGUCAGCUCUGAGGCGACUGUGCCCAUAGUGGAACCUGCGGACUCCUGUACAGGUGGGUACGGAUGUACCGCUGCCCCAGAACCGGAACCGGUCGAGUUGGUGGUGGACCCGGAGUCCGGCCCUGAGGACAAGUCGGUGCUCACCCCCCUCGUCACCAAUGGUUGCAUCAAAUACCCGGGGGUGGAGCGGGAGACCUGGACGCGCCAGAUGGACUUCAUCAUGUCCUGUGUCGGCUUUGCCGUGGGAUUGGGCAACAUUUGGAGGUUUCCCUACCUGUGUUACAAGAACGGAGGUGGAGUCUUCCUCAUCCCAUACCUGCUGAUUGUGUUGGUGGGAGGGAUACCAGUCUUUUUCCUGGAGAUCGCACUGGGACAGUUCAUGAAGCAAGGCGGAGUCGGUGCCUGGAACAUUGCACCUCUCUUCAAAGGUCUUGGCUUUGCCUCCAUGGUGAUUGUCUUCUUCUGCAACACUUACUACAUCAUGGUGCUUGCCUGGGGCCUCUACUAUCUCGUCCACUCCUUCACCAACAACCUGCCCUGGGCCACCUGCGGCAACUCCUGGAACACUCCGGAAUGUACCGAGGACUUCCGGCACAGUCAAUGCUACAACAGGACCGCCGGCAACUUCAGCGCCGGCUGCCACGAGCUGGCAAACAAACGGUCGCCGCCCAUCCCCCCCCCCCCUGAGUUCUGGGAGAGGAGGGUGCUGAGGAUCUCGGAUGGGAUCGACCAGCUGGGCACCAUCCACUGGCAGAUGCUGCUUUGUGUCCUUGCCACCUGGGUCAUCGUCUACUUCUGCAUCUGGAAGGGCGUGAAGUCAACGGGGAAGGUGGUCUACUUCACUGCAUUGUUCCCCUACUUGGUGCUGGUCAUCCUCCUUGCCCACGGUGUGUCGUCGCUGCCCGGAGCUCUGGACGGCAUCAUUUACUAUCUGAAACCAGACUGGUCCAAACUGGGUGAAGCGCAGGUUUGGAUUGAUGCAGGAACCCAGAUCUUUUUCUCAUAUGCGAUUGGAUUAGGAGCACUUACAGCACUAGGCAGCUACAAUCGUUUUCACAACAACUGCUACAGAGAUGCCUACCUCUUGGCUCUGAUUAACAGCACCACCAGCUUCUUCUCGGGGUUCGUUGUGUUCUCCGUCCUGGGCUUCAUGGCGUCCGAGCAAGGAGUGGACAUCUCAAAGGUGGCAGAGUCCGGGCCGGGCUUGGCCUUCAUCGCGUACCCCAAGGCCGUCACCCUGAUGCCUAUCGCCCCCCUCUGGGCCGCACUCUUCUUCUUCAUGCUGCUCGUGCUCGGACUGGAUAGUCAGUUUGGGGGCGUGGAGGGGUUGAUCACGGGGAGCGUGGACCUGAUCCCGAACUCGAUGGUGGGAGGUGUGCGGAGGGAGGUGGUGGUGGCCAUCUGCUGUCUGGUCUGCUUCAUCAUCGAUCUGUCCAUGGUGACCAACGGAGGCAUGUACAUCUUCCAGCUGUUUGACUACUACUCUGCCAGCGGCAUCACGCUGCUGUGGCAGGCCUUCUGGGAGUGUGUCGUCGUCGCCUGGGUUUACGGAGCUGACCGGUUCGUCAGUGACAUCGCCUGGAUGAUUGGCUACCGCCCGCUGCCCUGGAUCAAGUGGUGCUGGCUGUUCAUCACUCCCAGUGUCUGUGUGGGCAUCUUCCUGUUCCACAUAGUGAACUACAAGCCGCUGAACUACAACAAGACCUAUGUGUACCCGUGGUGGGCUGAGGCACUCGGCUGGGCCCUGGCCCUGUCCUCCAUGGUCUGUAUCCCCGCCACCGUCGUCGUCAAGAUGCUGUGCUGCCACGGCUCCCUACGAGAGCGCUGGCAGCAUCUGACAACGCCGGUGUGGGGCGCCCACCAUCUACAGUACCUGACCAUGGAGACCUCCCUCAAGUACCUGGCUGCCGACGGCGCGGCCCAGGGCAAGCAGAAGGAGACGACCAUCUGACCGAGGGAGGUGGGAGCCCGGACACCCACUCCCCUCCCCUCCCUACCCGCCCCUCCCCACUUCAGCCGCCGCCACCAUCGCACUGCCCUGCGCCGCUCACGGUGUUCUGUACAGACUGGUUGUAGUCAUGUUUGCUUUGUGAAUCAGCGCUGACCAGGUGCCCCCGGCAGUGGUUGCUCUGCCCAGUGCCGGCCCAUUGCUACCGUCCCCCCGUCCCCGCUGGAGCCGCUGCCACCACCAGCCCCUCCUGCCAGCGUUAGCGCCACUGACUCGAUGCCCGCGGGUUGUCACCAGGGCCAGACGGGCCCAUGAGGAGCGGCCGCAGGGGCAGCAGGUUUAGGGGGAGUGGGCGGGAACGGGGCAAUGUGUUGGUGGGGGGAUGGGACAGACCCGGGGGGGGGGGGGGGGCGAGGACUCGGUGCGACCAUCACCACUGACCGGUCGCUUAUCCCGACCAUCUCUGGGUGCCCAGAUUGUCGCCCCCUCGGCCGCUGCUCGUCCCUGCAGUUCCUCUGGGUCUGACCCGGGCCAGCCCGGACCCUGGCCGUCUGACCGACUCCCAUCCACUCAACCCAGGAGGUUUUAUAUCCGCAUCGCCAGCUGGGGCCAUCCCCACUUCCCCACCCCGUGGGCCGGGGGUCAGAGGUUAUAGGGAGAAGGCAGGGGAAUGGGGUUAGGAGGGAGAUAUAGAUCAGCCAUGAUUGAAUAGUGGAGUAGACGUGAUGGGCCGAAUGGCCUAAUUCUGCUCCUAUCAUUUAUUACCUUGUGACCCCCCCUCCCCCGCCACAGCUCUGAGGCCACAAUCAGCAAAGCGAACACGACCCAAUUUUGGAAACACUCGGCGGGUCGGGCAGCGUCUGUGGGGAAAGAAGCGGCGUCUGGUCCCCGAGGCCCCGGUCAGGGGGGGGGGGGGGGGGGGGGGGGGGGGCGUUAUGUGCAGGGAGGGUGGGGGGUGUCUGAUGGGUCAACUGUCGAGGGUAUUACAGGGUUACAGAUCACUGUGUGAUGGGGGGGGGGGGGGGGGUGGAUGAAGGGUGCAGGAGCCGUGAGGGACGGACUUAGUGCUAGAUUUUUAUGACCAUAUUGUCGUGGGGAAUAAGUAUUCGCGGGACUGGGAGAUCGUCGCUCGCUUGCAAUGUGCCACCGGGUCUUCCCAGUCCCGCCGAGGGCGGACAGCACCUCCUGUCCUGCGUUAGUCUGGCCGCCGACCUCCUCUAGUCGGGUCGCGACCCCUCACCCCCCAGCACAGGGGUCGGUGUAGAGCCGGCCGCCGUUGGCCUCCGGGGGGGGGGGGGG